Molecule: messenger RNA, 725 nt
Organism: Microbotryum saponariae
Lineage: Eukaryota; Fungi; Basidiomycota; Microbotryomycetes; Microbotryales; Microbotryaceae
Source: the annotation of a GenBank genome assembly
AUGCCGAGACACGAUUCAAGCGCUGGGAAGCCUCAGAAGAAGAGCAAGAGUCAGUCCCCAUCUCAUGCACCCAUACACUCCCUUGUGAGAGUGCGGAGGUCGGGCUCGAGUCGCCGUCUCGACUUCGCAACCCACUCCGCGAGCGGUCAUCGUCCCGUGACCUGAGAGCAGCGGGCCGCUGGAGCUGACCUCGAUCCCCCUCCUUCUGCGUGUCGACAACAGACUCGAGCCACAAGAAAGCGACGUAGGUACCAGUCAAAGUGGUACACGUCCAAUAGCCCGGAGGAAGGGCCCUGCACUUACCUCCGCUCCCGGUUGCCCCUGGCUGGCCAUUCCGCAUACACUCAGCACCAAGCCUGGUCGAUCGUCCAACUUUAACGCUUUUCUGAAUGUGAGUGCGGAAUGGUCCCAUCCAUCUGUCCCAGCGAUCUGAUGAGGCUGAUACAAAUCUCGACCUGGCAUACCUCUUAUCGACUUUGCUGACGGACAUGCGAACGCUUAUCGAGACGUGCAGGUGAAAUUGGCCGAGCUGAAGAAAUCCGAGCCGACACUGUCCCAUGCUGAACGGCUCAAGCAGAUCAAUGAUCUUUGGAAGGUGGGCUCGAAAGACAUCCGCCAACUCCUCGGGCGUCGAUCCCGUGUUUGCAAAGCUGGCUGAUGGUCCGUGCUGACUUCCCUCGGCUCGUGACGUUCGGUAGAUCGAGACGGGCAAGAAGAAGCAGUAG